AUGGCAACAAGUAGACGCGUAACCCAGCCCCGGUCGCGGAACGGCUGUAUCACUUGCAAGAUCCGGCACGUCAAAUGCGAUGAGCAAAAGCCGACGUGUACGCAAUGUCAAAAAUCCGGCCGCAAAUGCGAUGGCUACGACAACGCCUCGCAGACACAACUGCGCCAGCGGAUCAAUGAGCGACACCGGCCGAUCGAAAGAGACACAUUCAAGGCCGACCAGCGACUCGUCCUGCGUCAGGAAACACGCACCGAGCGGCGGUAUGUCGACUUCUUCUACACCAAGACCUCGCAUGUCUUUUCGGGAUUGUAUGACUCCAAGCUGUGGUCCUAUCUCAUUCCGCAGUUUGGGGAGCACGAACCUAGUGUGAGACAUGCUAUGACUGCUAUCGGGGCAAUCCACUCGCGGCUACAGAUCACAGAGGCUGCUUCAGCGUCGGGGGAUACGGGUCCAACAGAGCGGUUUGUGCUUGAAGAGUACAACAAGUCCAUCCAGGGUUUGGUCAAGUCACUUUCGGUCGCAAAAGGCGAAAGUGUUGACUUGACGUUGACUUCCUGUUGCCUCUUUGUCUGUUUGGAGAUUCUUAGGAACAAUCGCAAAGAAGCUUUGGAACAUAUCGAAGCCGGCGUUCGAAUCAUCUACAAACACGAGCAGACCUCCCCAGCAGGUGCUUGGACCAGCGAGCUCUACCAGCAGCUACGCGAGUUAUUCAUCCGACUAAACCUCCAGGCCUCAUUCAUGGGCCGUACACUAGUCCCUUUGAAGCUCUACUCAUCGGACACAAUCCAGUCAGGUCUCGCCUUUAACGAUAUGGUCGAGGCAAGAAACCACCUCGACCAGGUAAUUACCAGGGCCCUCCUCUUCAUCCGCUCCGUCGGCAUUACGCGCGAGGCACGCGAACCGGCCUUCCAACUCGAACUCGAAAUGGACCAAGAAAAAGUCCACCAAGAACUCCUCGCCUGGCGACAGUCCCACGACCAACUGCUCCAUAAGCUCGGCCCCAAGAUCCAGCAACCCGAGCUCUGCGCUUCCCUCCUCCAACGCAUCUACUACUACGCCGCAAUAAUUUGGACCUCCGUCGCCCUCGUCCGCAGCGAAGACGCCUACGACAACUUCACGGCCGAGUUCCAAUCCAUGAUCUUCCAUACCGAGCAGUUGCUCCAGAUAAACCCGUCCUUCGGCAACAGCAAAACCCAUAUAAGUGAAAGCCAACCUUCAUUCUCGCUUGAAGGUGGAAUCAUCGCCCCGGUAUACCUGGUCGCCUGUAGAUGUCGCCACCCAUCCAUCCGCCGCAGAGCACAGAACAUCCUCUCCAAUUACCCGAGCAGGGAAGGCAUGUGGGACGCCCGAUUACAUGCAGAAAUCGCAAAGCUUGUCAUUCAAAUCGAGGAAAGUCAAUGUGCGGUACCACCAACGAGCGAAAGAGAUAUCGGAUCACUAGCACGCGUUUAUGAGGAAGUCCAAAUGAAGUUGGAGAGGAGUAAUCCCACGCAAGUUGUCAUCUAUACGAAACCUGACGGGGUCGAUGGGCCGUGGAAGAUUACUAGUACCAUGGUCGAUUGGUAG
Molecule: messenger RNA, 1566 nt
Organism: Aspergillus puulaauensis
Lineage: Eukaryota; Fungi; Ascomycota; Eurotiomycetes; Eurotiales; Aspergillaceae
Product: Zn(II)2Cys6 transcription factor
Exons: 2
Coding region: 1-1566 (521 amino acids)
Biological process (GO): regulation of DNA-templated transcription
Molecular function (GO): zinc ion binding; DNA-binding transcription factor activity, RNA polymerase II-specific
Source: RefSeq, a predicted model, not a curated record